AUGCAGAUAAUCUGCACUAUUUUUCCAUUUAAAAAAAAAAGCUCUCCAGCCCUGGCCCCAGACAUAGCAGCCGCCGAGAUAUUGAUACCCAAGAAGAACCGAACUGCCAUUUAUGAACUCCUUUUCAAGGGAGUGAUGGUGGCCAAGAAGGAUGUCCACAUGCCCAAACACCCUGAGCUGGCAGACAAGAAUGUGCCCAACCUUCACGUCAUAAAGGCCAUGCAGUCUCUCAAAUCACAAGGCUACAUAAAGCAACAGUUUACCUGGAGACAUUUCUACUGGUACCUUACCAACGAGGGCAUCCAGUAUCUCCGUGAUUACCUCCACCUGCCCCCCGAGACUGUGCCUGCCACUCUGCGCCACAGCCGCCCUGAGACUGGCCGACCACGGCCCAAAGGUCUGGAGGGAGAGCGACCUGCAAGACUCACACGAGGGGAAGCUGACAGAGACACCUACAGGGGAAGCGCUGUGCUCCCUGGUGCCAACAAGAAAGCUGAGGCCGGGGUGGGUCAGCAACUGAGUUCCAGUUUAGAGGCGGAUUUGGUCGUGGAUGUGGUCAGCCACCUCAGUAAAGUUGGAGAUGUUUUGUGUUGA
Molecule: messenger RNA, 594 nt
Organism: Odobenus rosmarus divergens (Pacific walrus)
Lineage: Eukaryota; Metazoa; Chordata; Mammalia; Carnivora; Odobenidae
Product: 40S ribosomal protein S10-like
Exons: 1
Coding region: 1-594 (197 amino acids)
Source: RefSeq, a predicted model, not a curated record